CUCAUCUCCCCAUCACUCUCUCUUCCCCAAUGUCUGCAUCAAGUUCGAACACCCUUAACUCAGGAAGCAAACUAGGACGCAAUGUUCUGUGUGGUUGUGGAGUUAGGGCUCCAUUAAGAACAGCCCUAACUGAACCAAACGUGGGUAGGAGAUUCCUAGGAUGUGUGAACUACAAGAAGGAUGAUGAAGGUUGUAAGUUCUUUGACUGGGUUGACCUGCCCACAUGUGAGAGAGGGAAGGAUUUUGGGAAAUGGAUAGUGAAGAAGAACGAUGAUUUGCAAAAGGAAAAUGUUGAUUUGAGGGCUAAAAUUGCAGAGCUGAAAGAGAGGGAGGAAUGGUUUGUAAUGAAGAUGAAUUGCAUGAACAGAAAUUUGAAGGAGAUGGAGGAUGGUUUUGCACUGAAAAUGGAACAAUACAAGAACAAGAAUGUGGGCUUGAGGAAGAGGUUGAAGGACGAGGUUGAGUAUGGGAAAAAACUGGUGAAUGUGUUGACUGCAAUGGUGGUACUUUUACUUGGCAUAGGGAUUUUUGUUUGUUUGGGGGGUAAAGGAAUGUUGAAGAAGAAGAUGUUAGCAUUACCUUAG
Molecule: messenger RNA, 584 nt
Organism: Rhododendron vialii
Lineage: Eukaryota; Viridiplantae; Streptophyta; Magnoliopsida; Ericales; Ericaceae
Exons: 2
Coding region: 30-584 (184 amino acids)
Molecular function (GO): zinc ion binding
Source: RefSeq, a predicted model, not a curated record